Messenger RNA from Batrachochytrium dendrobatidis JAM81, 780 nucleotides. RefSeq lists its product as uncharacterized. Bases 1 to 780 code for a protein of 259 amino acids. The record is from RefSeq and is a predicted model, not a curated record. The transcript has a single exon. Lineage: Eukaryota; Fungi; Chytridiomycota; Chytridiomycetes; Rhizophydiales.
AUGAAACUCACAGUUGUUGUGCUGUCAUCAAUCCUGGCCGUCUGUUCGGUUACUAUUGCUGACCCAGUCAAUCCCACUGCGACCACAAGUACCCAAUCUAGCUCGGCAGCUCUUCCCAGUGCAACUACAGGCACUUAUCCUGACCCUUGGAUGGCUCCCAAUGCACAAGUUACAAAUUCAGUUGACUUUAGUAGACUUCCAGAGAGUACUAUAGAUUUGAUCCAAGAAUACGCACGAGUGAAGGAAAGUUAUGAGCAAACAUAUGGAAUGUACGAAUCGCUAAAAUUGGAAAAAAUUGACCAAGAGCAAUGGACAAAAUUGCUAUAUAAAAAGCUAAAGUAUUCGAGUCGCAAGGUUCGCAAGGUUCGCAAAGACAAGUAUGGUUUAAUGUACAAGAAAGAGCUUAAAGAGUUUAGAGAGCUUAAACUUGAAAUCGAAACUCAAAAUGGCAUUCUUUUCGAACUUCAAAAAAAGUGUAUGGAUUUUGGCUCUAAAUAUUUUGAACUUCGUUGGAAAUUUGCUAAAAUACAAGUAUUACUCGUGGAGUGCUUGUAUGGCAAGCAUAUCAAUUAUGAAUCAAUUAGUUACUACCUGGACUAUGUGGAAUCAAAUCCCGAGUUUAUGAAACUUGUCGACACACUUCGCAGUUCCGUACCAAACCAACAGUCAGGAUCUGUGCAAGCCUCUACUAGUGGUAUCCAGGAUUCACAACUUUAUGAAAGUUUAUCAUCAUCAUCAGAUGAUGAAAUGGAGUUUUUGGAUGAGACGUACUCGCCAUAA